Molecule: messenger RNA, 6834 nt
Organism: Erinaceus europaeus (western European hedgehog)
Lineage: Eukaryota; Metazoa; Chordata; Mammalia; Eulipotyphla; Erinaceidae
Gene: KLHL3
Product: kelch like family member 3
Exons: 15
Coding region: 628-2316 (562 amino acids)
Biological process (GO): protein K48-linked ubiquitination; renal sodium ion absorption; monoatomic ion homeostasis
Cellular component (GO): cytosol
Molecular function (GO): protein binding
Source: RefSeq, a predicted model, not a curated record
CAGAAUUUCUUGGGCUAGUUGAGAACUGCCUGACCCUUUGCAAUUUUGUCAAGAAGAGGCAAGAGCCCCUGGACAUGGGCUAGUUGCUUAGGCUGGGUAUGUCUGGGCAGAUGAGGGGGCAACCGGAAAGGUGGCACUGCAGUUGGAUCUCUGGAGCUGAAGCUGCUGCCGCUGCCGUUCCUAGGAGACGCCAAGCAGCAAGCCCGCGGGGGAGGGGGAGCAAGUGGGUUGCUGCUUUUAGCUGCUGAAAGGGCUGCAGGGAGCUCUGGGUAAGACAUUUUCUGCCUCCGCUGCUUCUGCUUCUGUUUCUGCGGUAGAAGCUGCCACUAGUAAGUCAAAGGAAGGAGGACUGAGAGGGAGGAGGCUUCAUUUGCAGCCAUGCUGAAUCACUGCUGUUGAUCAGAACUCCAGCUAGUUGGCUGGGAGAACUGAGAGCAGAAAAGGGAGCUAGGAUCCCGGGGUGCAUGCACAGUUCAACGGUUGCCAUCCGGGCCGGGCCUCGCACAAUGGAGGGUGAAAGCAUCAAGCCGAAGUCUCAACCCCCAAUACAGGCUGGGGAUGAUGAAAAGAACCAGAGGACAAUCACUGUCAACCCUGCCCACAUGGGGAAGGCGUUCAAGGUUAUGAAUGAACUGCGGAGGUACUUUUCCUAUUUUGCCUGUGCCCUUUCGGAAGAAACUUGCUGGUAAGCAGCUGUUGUGCGAUGUGAUGAUUGUGGCAGAAGAUGUUGAGAUAGAGGCCCACCGUGUGGUCCUGGCAGCCUGCAGCCCUUACUUCUGUGCGAUGUUUACAGGUGACAUGUCUGAGAGUAAAGCCAAGAAGAUCGAAAUCAAGGAUGUGGAUGGGCAGACACUGAGUAAGCUGAUUGACUACAUCUAUACUGCUGAAAUUGAGGUUACCGAAGAGAAUGUCCAGGUGCUACUCCCUGCAGCCAGCUUGCUACAGCUCAUGGAUGUUCGGCAGAACUGCUGUGACUUCCUGCAGUCUCAGUUGCAUCCCACUAACUGCCUGGGUAUCCGAGCUUUUGCAGAUGUGCAUACCUGCACCGACCUUCUACAGCAGGCCAACGCUUAUGCCGAGCAGCACUUUCCAGAGGUGAUGCUGGGGGAAGAAUUUCUUAGCCUAAGUCUGGACCAGGUGUGCAGUUUGAUAUCCAGUGACAAGCUGACUGUUUCUUCAGAAGAGAAGGUCUUUGAAGCUGUGAUUUCAUGGAUCAAUUAUGAGAAAGAGACUCGUUUAGAGCACAUGGCAAAGCUAAUGGAACAUGUCCGACUCCCUCUCCUACCUAGGGAUUACCUAGUACAGACAGUUGAAGAAGAAGCUUUGAUAAAGAAUAAUAACACCUGUAAGGACUUCCUCAUCGAGGCUAUGAAAUACCAUCUGCUCCCUCUGGAUCAGAGGCUCUUGAUAAAGAACCCAAGGACCAAGCCCAGGACUCCAGUGAGCCUGCCAAAGGUCAUGAUUGUGGUGGGAGGCCAGGCACCCAAGGCUAUACGCAGUGUGGAGUGUUAUGAUUUUGAAGAGGACCGGUGGGACCAAAUCGCUGAACUUCCCUCCAGGAGAUGCAGAGCAGGUGUGGUAUUCAUGGCUGGCCAUGUAUAUGCUGUGGGUGGGUUUAAUGGCUCUCUGCGAGUGCGGACAGUGGACGUGUAUGACGGUGUGAAGGACCAGUGGACAUCCAUAGCCAGCAUGCAGGAGCGUCGGAGCACACUGGGUGCAGCUGUACUUAACGACCUGCUCUAUGCUGUGGGAGGAUUUGAUGGCAGCACUGGCCUAGCGUCAGUGGAAGCCUACAGCUACAAGACCAAUGAGUGGUUUUUUGUGGCCCCAAUGAACACACGGAGGAGCAGUGUGGGUGUAGGCGUCGUGGAGGGAAAGCUAUAUGCUGUCGGAGGUUAUGAUGGAGCUUCCCGCCAGUGCCUGAGCACCGUGGAGCAGUAUAACCCAGCAACCAACGAGUGGACGUAUGUGGCAGACAUGAGCACUCGCCGUAGUGGUGCAGGGGUUGGGGUCCUCAGUGGACAGCUGUAUGCCACUGGUGGGCAUGAUGGGCCCUUGGUGAGAAAGAGUGUUGAAGUGUAUGAUCCUGGAACAAAUACCUGGAAGCAGGUAGCAGACAUGAAUAUGUGUCGGCGCAAUGCAGGGGUCUGUGCCGUGAAUGGGCUCCUAUAUGUGGUUGGAGGAGAUGAUGGAUCCUGCAACUUGGCUUCAGUGGAGUACUAUAAUCCUGUCACUGACAAAUGGACACUGUUGCCCACCAACAUGAGCACGGGGCGCAGCUAUGCAGGUGUUGCUGUGAUUCACAAACCCUUGUGACCCCAACUCCCACUGCCAGGAGGUGGAGGAAGGCAGGGUGCUUCCUGUGACUCAGAACAGCUGGACCCUGAAGCUGGAUGCUCCUCAUUGUGAGACUGUGCACUUUGUAGUGGAGCAAGAACUACCCUCCUGGACUCAGCUGAGUGGCAUCCUGGACCAGGACUAUUGACCUAUCCUAUCUCCUGCUUUCUUUGCUACCAGAGGUGUUUUGGCCUCUGCCCUGAGCAGUGGGCUCCUGAUAGCUCUGGGGAGUACUGUUUUUAAAAUUGUGUGUGUGUGCAUGUGUGUGUUUCUGCAGGGACAACAGAUAACCUGGACUGUGUGUGACAGUGAGUAUGUGUGUAUGUUUAUAUGUGUGUUUGUUCAUGGUAUUUCACAAAAUUGGGGGAGGGUGUGACAGCCUACUGGAUUUAUUUACUACUGAUCUUUCUGCUAUUACUAAAAUCAAAUCAAAGAAACCUCUCUUUUGGAUUUGCCCUGAGGGGCCCCUGAGACUACUAAAGCUGCUGUUUUCUGGCUGUCUAGUUGGACAGGAAAUGUCAAAAAAUAGCCCACGAGAGAGGUAGUUCUCUUACCAUGCCCACACUCUGGCCUUAACUACUGGCAGAGGCACUGGGUGUUCGGGCAGCUCCACUGUGUCCUCUGUGUGCUAAAACUAGGAACCAUCAGGUCUCCCAGCCUCCUUGGGCAUCUUUUUUGGGUUCUCCUCCAGGAAGCAGAUGAACUGCUCUGUCUUUGGCCUACCGGCCUUUGAUGUCAUGUAAUUCUAAGUUUGGGAGAUUUUUGCUUCUUCAGUUGGGAAAAAUAGCUCUACAGAGAAGCCCUAAGCAACUCAUUAGAGAAAAGAAAAGACAUAUAUAUAGAACAAAACCAAAACCAACCAAAGUGGUAAGGAUUUAGUCUUUGCCUAUAAUGGUCUCAGAGAGGAUCCUACUUCUGUGUUCUCCUGAAAUAGGAGAGUCCCUUUCAUGGUUAUUUUAUAGGCUUAUUUAACUCACAACAUCCCAUUAUAAUUUUAAAAGUAUUCGGGUUUGGAGGAUAAACAAAGGGCCAUCCUACCUCCAAAUCCAAAGGUAGGUCCUUCCUCACUUUGGCUGGGACCAUGUUGCGAUUCAGAUCAACAGAAAUGGUAUCAAAGGAUGGUUGGGACAGGCUCUGGUCUAGGCACAUUGUAAUGAUAGCUGAGUAUGUCUGUAUUCUUGUCUUCAUUUCCUUGUGCUUCUUCUCUGUUCUAGGCCCUGUAUCCUCUCUCCAAGCCCCAGGAAAUCUCCCUUCUCCUUGCUUCCCCAGUGGGGCCCUAUUGUGUAAUCUUUCUCAGAGGUACUUGCAUUUUGAAAGAAAAACUUGACAAGUACUUUGUUAAUUCACAGGUGAAAUGAUUAACAAUAGAGCUUCAAGCAUCUGGAGGGGGUAUGUGAGAGGGUACAUGAACUCAUUUGCACUUAGAAGAACAACCACAGAACUGUGCUAUUUGUUGUUAUGUUAGCAAGUUGUUAUGUUAGAAUUUCCAGCAUAAAGGCAGGGCAGGAGAGAAGGUCUUGUUUCUAGAGGACGAUUUCAUGCAUAAAAUGCUGCUGUUUAACCCUCUUGGAUGUCAAGCUCUACACACACAGGAAACCUAAGGACUUUAUGCACCCUGAUGUUGGACAUCUAGUACAGUGGGGCUAUUUCCAAAUUGCUGUUUCUUUCACCUCACCACUACAGUUAGGAACCCAGGAGCCUCUUCAGCUAGCUGGCCACUCUGUGUAUUUACUGUAUAUUUAUUGUACACUAAACACUCAACUCUUUGAAGAAGAAACUCCUGAUGAAUAGAUGUCAUUGCAAUGAGACAUUUGGAGAGCACCCAGAAUAUUUUCUUACAUUCAGGAAAACAUUCAGCUUUGGUGAAUCUGGGAGAGAAGUCUGCAACGGAAUGAAGGCAUGCUUUUAAUUGGGUGCUAUGAUCCCACGAGACACUGGAAAGGAUUAUGAUUUCAGAGCUCUGUCCUGACUCUGGAGUUGAAGUUGAUGAAAUGAGAAUUUCCUUCCAAAUGUUCUUCCCUCUCUGAGGAAGGUUUGGAACUUUGUUUUGUGUGAUGGGGAUGAGGUUGGGGUUAAAGGUCUGAUGUGUACUGUUCACACAGCUCCUGAUUUCAGAUAAAACAUGACUUCUCCAUCUCCUCUCCCAACAUCUUGAAGCUGGACUUCCAUACUUAAGUGAGGCGAGGCUAUUGUUUGUCUGCCAUCUUUCCAGAUGGAGUUCUUCCUCUGAAAGCUAGCCAGCCAUAUGUUCUGUUUUUGGAUAUUUGCUAUUGGUUCCACCUCACAUCUCUCUUCCUAGGAAGCACUGCGGUGCUGGUAGUGCUGCUGAGGCCAUGUUCAUUUUAUCCUCAUGUGUCCUUUCUCAUGGGGACUAGAACACUGGCAUGUCAUCACCAAAAAGCCAAUUUUCUCUAGCUACCCACAGAUGCCAUCCAAUACCUGCUGUUUCUCUGUUUCCAGGUACGAUUUUUUUCUUUUGACAGUGACCACAACAAAGUAUUUUUCAAGUAUAUCAUAUAGCAGGUGAGUUUCUUGCUCCUCUGCCACCUCCACCCACCCUUCUUCUGGUGGUCACAACUGCUUGUGAAUGCAACAUUGCCAGUGGCAUAUCUGAACUUUAGUCAUAGCGAUGAAAUGGAUGAAAUGGCCAAGAUUAGAAGCAGCUUGACGCCACUUGGAUACUGAUUUGUAUAGCAUAGAAGUUGGACUCUGAAUUCCAAAGUUAUUUCUCUUAAGUACCCAAUGGCAUCUCUCCAUCUAAAGAAGUUGCAGUAUUAUGCAAAUCAAAGUGACCUCAUUCUCUGCUAUGCAAUAAGAAUAUUUCAUUCUAUUUCAUGACAAACCAGUUGCAAUAUCCCCGAAGAUGCUUUUUGAGCUGUCUUACUUUGAUAUGUGUUGUGUAAUGUUUGUAUAUUCCUGAGCCAGAUCCUUUCAGAUUGCCUUUUUAUAAAACUGAAGCUAUAGCUUUCAGGCUAAAAUUUUAAUGUAGAUAUUUUUAUAAGGUAAUUUUUCUGGGAUAUUUUAAUUGCUUUUUAUUAUCCAUGAUAAUGAAAUGUUAUGUUCUAUAUUUCUUUCCCUCUCAAACAUAAUUCAUGCCUAUUGCUCUCUCCCCUUUGUUUCUAGCUUUUCCUAAAUUGAUUUCUUCAUAGCUCCAGGUAGACUUUCUAUUUGACUUGAAGUCUUCUUUCUUGUGCUACAUCUAAGGGAAAUGGCUGAAUUAAACACACAAACAAACAAACAAACAAACAUAAAAAGACUUGAAUUACACAGGGGCUAACAUGAAAUUUGACUUAGCACUUACCUUUCUAUAGAGACUGUCUGCUUUGAGGGGACUCUGCUAGUUAGCCCAUCUCUUGAGCCUAGAAUGCUGAGGCGUGGAGAAGCUUCAGAGAAAAGGCAUUCUCCUCUGGCAUAUAUUCCUAGGACUUUCUGAAGUCCAGCAGACUAGUCUUCUGUCCUUCUGAGUUUUAUUCUUACACAGCUUCCAACAGCUUAAGAUCUUUGCUAUUGGAUAAUGUUCCUUUUGGGAACAUCUUGUCUCUGAACUUUACAAGGGGUCUCUUCUCACGAUCCCCAUUAAGAAUGUGUUAAACCUGUUUUGCAGAAGCUCAUACUACACUUAUAAAUGAAUUGAUUUUUGAGCUGUAUUUAUCUGCAAUUAGCUUCAUUUAAAAAAUGUUGUUUUUUUUUUUAAUUAUUGGGACAGAUGCCAUUUGAAUUGCCUCCGUGCUCCCUCCUUGCACCUUGAUGGAUCAGGUUGGGAGGUCUAGCAAACUCAUAUUCCAGUUAGCUGGAGUUUUUGGGCUUGCUUUGUCCCAAGAAGCAAGGAGGUUGGAAUGUAUUUUUUAAAGUAUUUGCACUAUUUAGAAUCUUGAGCCCCUGUUCUACUGUGCUUUGUAUCUACUGAUAAAGUAGGAGAACUGGCAGCACUUCUAACAUUUGGAAGUGUAAGGGGGCAUCUUUCAUAGUGGAUAACCACAACCUGUAGCCCCAUGAAACUUGUCAGGGCACUCAGUGACAUGUGGAUGCAGCAUCAGCCAAGGCCAGAACAUGUGUGACUGUGGCAUUAGGAGAAACAAAUUGCCCUAGUGCUAUGCUCUUGCCUUGAUUAUGAGAUUCCAUAUUAUUUCCCCUCUUUUCAGGGGCAAUAGUAGACCACUGUUGAACUUGUUUAGCUUGCAUGUGAUGUGUAAAAUCCAUAGAGAAAGCUCAAGACACUGAAUGUGUAUAUCUGUGUGGGUGCUUUGUCCAGUGGUUGUUCUCAGGCAGGCAGAUUUGAUCACUGAUACCCCAUACAUGCAACACAUUGAUCUGGGAUUUUCUGCUUGGAUGUAAGGGACCACAUAGCUUCUAAAAGAAUACUUGUCACAUGCUUGAUCAGUUACAGUGGUAGGUGAGGAAACAGUUCUUCAAAUGUAUUAUUUUAACAGGACUCAUGUUCUAUUUUCUCAUACUUUGUUACUUUAAUUUUAAUAAAAGCUGGACUGUGAAAACCUU